Messenger RNA from Ilyonectria robusta, 1505 nucleotides. Its product is annotated as mitochondrial carrier domain-containing protein. Gene Ontology annotation, molecular function: L-ornithine transmembrane transporter activity. The record is from RefSeq and is a predicted model, not a curated record. The coding region runs from base 8 to 1345 and encodes 445 amino acids. The transcript has a single exon. Gene Ontology annotation, biological process: mitochondrial L-ornithine transmembrane transport. NCBI's taxonomy places the organism in Eukaryota, Fungi, Ascomycota, Sordariomycetes, Hypocreales, Nectriaceae.
CAACGCCAUGUCCUUACGUCGCAAUGACGCCCCGGACUCCCAGACCGGCGUCCUCCCGGUGCUGCCGGCCGACGGGCUCCCGGGCCGCGACCCCCGCAGCAACGCCGCGACCGCCGCCUCGGCCGCCGGCGUCCGCGCCUUGAGCGCCCAGGUCGUCGCCUUCUACUUCCGCGCCCCGGCGAAGGCCUUUUUCCGCACCCGCGUUGAUUAUCUCGCCUAUGCCCGGAUUAUUCACCAGACGCAGACCAAGAUUCUGCUCAGGGCCGUGGCGGCUGAUACGUCGGCGUCGAGGCUCAACUUGUUCUUCCGCCAGGCGUGGCUGGUGAUGAGAAGCACCACGCCCGGAGUCCUAACAUCGGCUAUCAAGCAUCAGGGAUGGGGCAUUGUGCCUCACCAAAUCCUCCCUCCGCUCAUUGCCAACGUCGGCGUCGGCGCAGUCCUGUACACUAGCUACCUCCAGAUCCUGGGCCGCCUGCACGAAGAGAGCGGCCAGGCGCGCAAGAGGGUGUACCCGCCGCCGCAGCCCGCGCACACCUUCGCCGCGGGCUUCCUCGCCGGCGGGCUGCAGAGCGUCCUGGCCGCGCCGCUGGAUGCCCUCCAGGCGCGCUACGACCACCGGGACCUGAUGCCCAACGACGGCAGCGGCAAGCCCCGGAGCAUGUGGACCUUUGGCGCCGAGAAGCUCCGCGAGAUCGGGCCCCGGGGCAUCUUCGCCGGAUGGGGCCUGUCGUUCGCCAAGGACAGCCUGGGCAGCGCCGUCUUCUUCACCAUCUUCGAGUACGUCAAGGCCCAGGGCUACUACCGCUUCGUGACGUGGUACUACGGCGGCCUGGCCGAGGACAUUGUCGACGUGCUCGCCAUGAAGCGCCCGGCGCCGCGGGCCCCCGACGCCGAAACCAUCCUCAUCCGCCCGCACUACGCCCUCGAGCCCGCCUUCCUGCUCGUCGCCGGCAUCAGCGCCUCCUUUGCGCAGCAGGUCCUGCUGCACCCGCUGACGCACUUCCAGGUGCAGCACUGGGACCACCUGGAGGAGCUGGACGCCAAGGCGGCCAAGAUGCGGGCGUCGGCCGCCGCGAACCCGGACGCGCCGCGCCGCCGCUGGCGCAUGAUGCGCGCCUACUACCACGCGUACCAGGAAUCGCUGGCCGUGUGCUCCACCGCCGCGGCCUCCGAGGGCCUCAGCCUGAGCCGCUGGCUGUACCGCGGCUUCUGGUGGAACGCCAUCCGCCAGGUGCCCAGCACGAGCGCGGGGCUCAUCAUCUUCGAGUUGAUACGGCGCAAGUACGGGUUUGGCACCGAGGAGGUGCGCAUCAACAAGGAUGGGUACGACAUCCUACUCCACUGAUAGGAAGGACUGGGCUUGGCUGGGCUGCGACAACGGCGUUAUGAAAUUACCACACCUCUCUUGUGUAUGUGAUAGACUUUUCCCCUCUUUGGUUAUUGGCUCGGACGGCAUUAGAAGCAUCUCCCAUGCAUGACAUUAGAAAUGAAACCUCACUGGCUUC